UGUAGUUUUUAACCGUAUAUGUAGUAUAUAACCGUAUAUAUAUAUAUGCAUCAGAAUUUAUGUACAGUUCUACUUUAAACGCAAAUAAAGACAUAUCUUUUAUCAUAUAUAUAAAAAGUAUAUAGUUAUAACAAUUGUGUAAUAGAUAUUAUAAUAUCACAGUUAUAAAUUUAGUUGAUGACAAGAAAGAAAAUAAACCUUUAUUCAAUCACAUGGAUACCAAUCAAGAUAGCAACACUUUUGAUCCUAAAGAUCAUCAACAUAUACGUUAUAAUCCUUUAAAAGGAGAAUGGGUAUUAGUAUCUCCACAUCGUAUGAAACGACCUUGGGGAGGUCAAGUAGAACCAAACGUAGACGAAGAACUUCCAGAUUAUGAUCCUAAUAAUCCACUUUGUCCAGGAAAUGUUAGAGCUAAUGGAGAGGUAACUCCUGUUUAUCAAAAAACAUUUACAUUUGCUAAUGAUUUUCCUGCGUUACUUGAAACAGUACCUUCGCCAUCAAAAUCAAACGAUGAAUUGUUUCAAAUUGAAGCUGCUCGAGGAACGUGUAAGGUGAUGUGUUUUCAUCCGAAGUCAAAUGUUACCAUAGCACUUAUGAAAGUUGAUGAGGUUAAAGAUGUAAUUAUAAGAUGGAUAUUUGAAAUCCUUGACUUAAGUAAACAAUGGACUUGGGUUCAAAUAUUCGAAAAUCGUGGAGCCUUGAUGGGAUGUAGCAAUGCACAUCCUCAUUGCCAAAUUUGGGCUAGUUCUUUUUUACCAAAUGAAGCUAGAAUAAAAGAUAAAUAUUUAGCUGAAUAUUAUGAUCGUAAUAAGAAACCUCUUCUUAUUGAUUAUAUGGAGAAAGAAAUCUUGAAAAAAGAUCGCAUUGUAUUAGAAAAUCGCAAUUGGAUAGUAGUUGUACCAUUCUGGGCAGUAUGGCCUUAUGAGACAAUGGUACUUCCAAAACAACAAGUAACAAGAAUGCAAGAUUUAUCAAAAAGUCAACAAGAAUCAUUAGCAGUUAUCAUGAAACAAUUAUGCACAAGAUACGAUAACCUAUUUCAGUGUUCCUUUCCAUAUUCUAUGGGAUGGCAUGGUGCACCAACUGGUGAAUAUCUAAAACAAGAUUAUCCAUAUUGGACGUUUCAUGGAAUUUAUCUACCUCCGUUAUUACGUUCAGCUACGAUAAAAAAACACAUGGUUGGAUAUGAAUUACUUGCACAAGUACAAAGAGAUUUAACUCCGGAACAAGCAGCAGACAAAUUAAGAAGUUUAAGUGAUAUCCAUUAUAGACAUCCGGAAAGAAGUUUAUCAGCAGAAGAAUUAGCGAAAUACAAUUGAAUUUCUCUUUCAUAACUUUUUUGUAGCAUAUCUCUAUUUUAGAAAAAAUAAUACUUGUAUAAAUUAUAUACAAACAUAUGUAACAUAUAUAUAUAUAUAUAUAGAUUUAUAUAUAUAAUCGCAGAUGUAUACACAUUUGUAUCAUAAUGAAAUAUUGAAUAUUUCAUUAGGCCGAAUAAUCAAUAAAUAGGAAAUGUUGAA
This is a messenger RNA of Vespa crabro (European hornet), 1520 nucleotides long. RefSeq names its product probable galactose-1-phosphate uridylyltransferase (gene Galt). Gene Ontology annotation, biological process: beta-D-galactose catabolic process via UDP-galactose, Leloir pathway. Gene Ontology annotation, cellular component: cytoplasm. The record is from RefSeq and is a predicted model, not a curated record. The transcript is spliced from 7 exons. Lineage: Eukaryota; Metazoa; Arthropoda; Insecta; Hymenoptera; Vespidae. Gene Ontology annotation, molecular function: zinc ion binding; UDP-glucose:hexose-1-phosphate uridylyltransferase activity. The coding region runs from base 213 to 1319 and encodes 368 amino acids.